This is a messenger RNA of Acanthaster planci (crown-of-thorns starfish), 7903 nucleotides long. RefSeq names its product FA complementation group I (gene fanci). Gene Ontology annotation, molecular function: DNA polymerase binding. Gene Ontology annotation, biological process: DNA repair. Lineage: Eukaryota; Metazoa; Echinodermata; Asteroidea; Valvatida; Acanthasteridae. The record is from RefSeq and is a predicted model, not a curated record.
AAGUAUUUGUAGACUAAAGUAAAAUGUGCACUUUCUACUUCGUCUGGCACAAAAAGAGGCAUUGCCAUUUCAAUGACAUGAACAGGCCCGUUGCCGACGACUCUACGAGACUAGGCCUAGGCUAGACUGAUGCGGGGGGGUAGGCCUAGGCCUAGUAGUACUACUAGUAGUGGGGCCCUUCCCCCACAACUGUGGGGUCCGACGUCUGCUCCGUUUCAUGGGAGUGGAGUGGACGUCGGACCCCACAGUUCUGGGAGUAGCUGGGGAUGGGGGGAUAGGCUAGCCUGGGUUGGACAUCGUCUAGCCAAUGUAGGCUACAUUGCAUUGUGAUUAACGUUCAGGGCAGGAGGACUUUAUACCGUGGACGUCAGUCGUAGUGUAAAUGAAGACAACAUCCAACUUGGGCUAGGGUUAGGCCAAACCUGCUAACCCAAAAGUGGAACUUUGGCACUGUGUGAACACAUACAUGUAUUAUUACAAGGCCUAACAUUAAUGUGCCUUGGAACACUACAUCAUAGGAUUGUGAGAUCAUAAGAUGCAUGAUGAGUCUUGGCCAGAACAUACUAGAUGCCAUUGCAAAGGGAGACAAGCAACAGGUGAUGAGGUGCUUACAGAACACAACAAAUGAAGAGAUAUCUGAGAUGCUACAUUUGUAUGCAUCCAGGCAGGACCAAGGGAAUGUUGCAGAUUUAGUACGUGCUAUCUUCCAGGCUUCACCUACCAAUGAACAGACGGCUGUAAGGAGAAGGCUGAAUGUUUAUAACACGGCUAUCAGUUUACUGCAGAAGGAAGAUUUAACCAAAAGAGUAGCAUCAGAAAUUGUUGGGAUUCUGCUGAUGGAGACAGAUAAUCUCCCAACCAGUCACUUGGCUGAGCUGGCUGGUACAUUUACCGAUGCUGUUAGAUCAAGGGAUCCAACUUCUGGAAAGGCAUUUGAACUACUGCCCAAAAUCCUGUCAUCACUUGCUGCAAAGGAAACCAUAACCUAUGGAAACAAUAAGAUGUCAGGAGUGGAAUAUAAGAAUAGUGUGAUAACCACUCUGACUUCCAGUAGAUGGGAUCCACAUUGUGUCAUACAUCUUGCUUCAAUGUUCAGGGAUGUUGUUCUAAGCAGUGAUCAGCUGAAAUCUGUCAUCACAAAGAUUCUGAGGCUGUGUAAGGAUGUUGACUUGCAGGAACUACCACCACUGGUUUACCAGCUUCUUCUCUUAUCAACCAAGGGCCAUAAGAAACUGGUGUUGGAAGGACUGACAUCAUACAUCAGUGAACAGGAUCAACAGUGCAAAGACCAACACAAACAGCAAAAUCUAAAUGCAGAAGCCUUAAACACCAUCUCCCAGGAUGCUUUGCGUCAUAUGGAAGGCACUGUAAUUUUUCAUGUGACAUUUACUGUCAAGCAAGAUCAAGACCUGGGCCGUGAAUUCAUCAAGUUUCUGAAGGCAGGUCUGAUGAGUGAUACCACGGCCAUUCUUUCACCAUUCACGGUAGCAUUGGCACUCUCCAUUGCACAGAUUCAUAGAUUUGAAGAACCAAUCUAUGAUUUCUUGAAGAGUGCUAUUUUGAAAAGUUUCAAAGAUGCUGCAAGACAGAAGUCAUCUCAUUGGAUUGCAGAAUUAGCCCCCUCGUCAAUGGAUGUAAGUGAACUCAUCUUGGAUACAGUUCAGAAUAGUUCAUAUGGCUGGGAUCAUGUCACCCAAGGAUUGGUACAGCUUGGCUUUACUCUUAUGGAUGCUUUUGGGCCUAGAGCAGGACCUCUUGGCAAAUCAACAGAGCACCAAACUUGUACUGACAGUCCCAACCAUCAGGCAUGUUCGUUGGGCUGUCAGAUCCUUCUCAGUACCUUCAAGGCUCAUGAAAUGGUACGCCCAGACAUCUUGGAGCAACUUCUGAACCGUAUUGUUACAAAGAGUUCUGCACCAGUCUCUCAUUACAUCGGUCUUCUUGCCAACACAGUGAACUCUGCUCCACAGAUUCUUCUGGACUCUCUACCCAAGGUGCGAGAAGCAUUUGACUACCUGGCAUUCCUACCUCCAUCCUCGGCAGAAGGUCUCUUGAAAGCUGUGCAACCAUUAAUGAUACUCAGUGUGUCUCUGAAAGAUUCUCUUAUGUUGGUACUGCGGAAGGCAAUGUUUUCAAGGCAAGUUGAUGCUCGUAAAAUUGCUGUAUCUGGAUAUCUACUGAUUCUAAAAAGUUUUCAAGUAGAUAAGUGCUUACAAUCCUGUCAGCUGUCAAGCCAGUCCUACAUGUCAUCAUCAAGUCAGACAUUGGUUGACAUCCACACCAGAAGCCACCCUGUCAACAACUAUGAGACCAUGGUAUGUCUGGAGAUACUAGGCAACCUGAGGCGUUGCUUUACUCAACAAGGCGAUGUUAGACUCAUCUUGUACGAGGGUUUGUAUGAAGUCUUAAGCAACAACUCCAAGUUAUCAGAUACAAUUGUAGACAUGUUAAGCAAGCAGUGGAUGCGGUACUAUGAAACUGAUGAAGACAAACAUCCACCAAUCAAGCUGAACGAGUGCAUCGUAAGACAGGCAGAUCAGAUUUCCCUCACAGAACCAUUGUCACACCUGCUGCUGUCAUUGUGCCAUUGUGUUCUGCAAUGUAAGAAACUGAUUGAGCCCUCUAAUGACAAGGAUGAGGCAGAAGAUGACGAGGCUGAAGCUCACAUGCAAAACCUUAUUGAACUACAAGAGGAGAUGUUUGAUUCCCUCACACGACGCAUGAUCAAAUGUGACUUGGAAGAUUUUGAAUUGGACAAGUCUGCUGACUUCUCCCAGGCUGGUACAGUGGGAGUCAAAAAUACCAUCUCUGCCAUCUUAGUCUUAGGUGUGUAUGAAGUGCUCAUGGAAUACAACCUCACUGACACUGAUUACAGCACUGCACAUGGUGAGCUGUUACUGAAACUCUUCACCAAGUACCACAGUUUGGCUGAGAUACUGAAAGAGAAGAGCAGCCAAAAGAGCAAAGCCAGUCACAAGGCAACACGUAGCCUUCUCUCCAUCAAGUUUGUUGCUUCCAUGAUGGAGGCACUAUUCAGUGAUGAUGCUCCAGACCAUCAGGAGUGUCUCGACAUGCUGCGUGAAAAACCUGACUUUGUUCGCUAUGUAGUCAGUAUCGCAGUGCAGAAGAUACAGCAACUGGGUGACAAGGGACAUUGUGAUGGUCCAGAAGGAAGUAACCUUGAAAAAUUGUAUUCCUUGUGCUGUUCAAUCUCCAAAACGUUUCUUCACAAAUUUACUACUGACACCAUUACAUCAACAGAGCAAGGCAAGAAGGAAAAGGGAAAAGCCUUGUCAUCGUUGUGCCUGGAAGGUCUGUCUUCAGCAGUGAAUGUGAUCUGUAGUCGCUACCCUAAUCGAGUGGCUGAUUAUCUCAGACUGAUUGACACUGACCUCAGUACUGAACGCAGUCAACGAAACACAAGGACGGAGGAAGAAAUUGUUCAUCUACACAUCAAGAAAUUGCAGCGUCUUGUGAUGAACCAGCUGACUGCGCAUGAUAAUUCCUGUAUUAAGGAUGCCAUGCAUCUGUGUCACAUCAUCAUGCUUCUGUCCAAGCAUCUUCAGUCAAAUGGAGCUCAGUUUGCACAGUUGCAUGACUGGGUGUCUAGAGUAUGUGCAGAACAAGAUAUUGAGGAUUCAGGACUUGUCAAGGCUCUGAUGAACAUGCUAUUCACAUUGACUCAGCAAUGUACCAGCUCAUUAAGCUGCCUACUUCAUGUGGCCCAAGAUAUACACAGUCAAAUUGGUGAUGUUGAUGAGGAUGUGGAAGUUGAAUCUAGCACGCAUUACUCCAUUGUCAGCCAAAGGACUGCAGCUCCAACAGUUCUGUUACUGCUGAUGUCUCAGGUUGACAGGAGUUUGGAAGAAACAGAAUGGGUCUUAAAUCGCAUGAAAGCAGAACUUGUUAGUAGUUCUGAUAAAGACAGUGACUUGAGUGAAUUGACCCAACAGGAGGACUGUGAGAAGGCCGUGUGUAUAAGACUCUGCAGGAUAACCAAUGCAUUUCAUGAACUAAUCCAAUCAGCUAUUCCUGUUGGCCCGUGUGUAGAUGCCACUCUAAAAGCUGUCACCAGAAUGUACACCACCCUCACCCUUUUCUGCAAAUAUUAUCUGGCUGUGUACAGUCAACAAGCCGGCCACAUAUCUGCAAGGUUUGAAAAACUCAUCAAGUCAGUAGCAACACUUCUCACACAACAUGCAUAUGGGAUGAUCAACUUCAUUCAGACAUCGCAGAGUGAGCGACUAAUGAAAUUAGGCAAAGUAAAGGACAAGAAGAGAGGAGAGGGUGAUAGCAAAGCCAAGGGAGUGAUGAGAGAGACCAGAGGAAUUCCAGCACUGAUCUUUACAAUUGAACAGUUUGAACAGUUUCUUAUCAAACUGUCAAAGAAAUCCAAAGUUGACCUAAUGCAACAUGUAAAGUUAAGUACUUCCAGGGAUUUUCGUAUCAACCAGCAAACACUGCAGGAGGCCCUACAUAAAGCCUCUUCGACCUCAGAAGAAGAAAGUUCUUCAGAAGAUGAGAGUCAACCACCUUCAAAGAAAACCAAGCUGGACACAACACAGCAAGGUUCAAGCAGCAGCAAAGGGAGAAAGAGAAUCAAAUGAAUCUUGAUAACAUCACCAGUAUGAUUUAGCGUGAUUCAUUGAACAUCGUUUCAGAGGGGAGGAGGGAGGUAUUAGAACAUUUCAAAGUAAACUUGAGUACUGUUUGUCAGUUCCAGUUUUCAUAAUUGAGAAACAAUUUUCAAAGGCUUUAUUAAUGUUCCAUGCAUAGGGAUCAUCUUAUCACAAGUCAGAACAGUUGCCCUUUCAGUAGAGCAGCAGAAGCCAGUUUCUGAAAAGCCCAGCGUAAAACAAUUGACUUUGUCAACACUGGUACAUAGACCUGUAAUAAAUCAAUUGAGAAAUUUUCAUCCUUACAGACAGUUCACUCCUCAUUACAUGUAUAGGUUGCAUUUUACUUGCUUUAAUAGAUUUUUGUCAAUACUCACUGUUGACUAUUUCCCCUUUGGAAACCCUUGUUAUGAAUUUUUCUAGACUUUUUCCUUUUUUUUAACAGAUUUUCCAGCCUAUUCAUUGAAAUUAGCAAUUGAAAGACCAUACUGGACCAGUCUUAUAUACACAUGCAUGCACAUUUAUUGUUUGUAAAAUCGUUGGUGUCUUAUGAUCCGGCAAAACAUGCACUAAGUACGAGAACAAGAUUUUGAGAAAAAUUGAAACGUUUGUGAGUUUUCAAAUGAAAAAUUUUAGCGGGUAAUGUUCACAUUCGCAGGUAAUAAAAUGUGGUGUCAAAAUAAAUCUGUGUUGAUUCAUGAAUGUUGUUAAAGGGAAGAUAUUUAAGUGAAAGAAAGGUUUCCAGUUCGCAAAACCAUUUCUUAAAAUUUUGCACAAUAGUUUGUUUUACAAACUGACGCAUGAACUAUUUUGUCACUUUGUAAAACUAAUAUGAUACUAGUGUUAACAUCGUGAUGCAAUGCUGGUAUAUACUACGAACUGACAAUGCAAGUGAAAAUUCAGCCAGAUCGUUUUCAUGUGCUGAAUUCUUGUUUACAACCCACCAUUAGCAUCCAUCGUAAAAAUUACUGGGUGAAAAAUUUCAAAGUGUAUUGCCUAAAUAUAUAUUCCCUUCUCAUAUAGAAAACAUUAACAUACAUCAAAACAUAAACAGACAAAGUAAUUAUAUCCAUGUCAUUUUAUUUACUCCAGUAUAGAACAUUACAAUUGAGUUAUUUCUUGCACUAAAAUAAUUUAUUUGAGCAAUGGAAUUUCCAAAUGUGCCUGUAAUAAUUUCAUUUUAGCUGUUAUAAUUUCAAUAAAAUGAGCUGCAUUUUUUUCCUCCAGUUUAUUUUUUGCUCAUGUUUUUUAUUUACUCUAUUUUCGUGCAGUCCAAAACUUUGAGCUGCAGGUGUAAGAUAUAUCAAGACUCAUCCAAAUUCCAACACUUUUUUCCAUCAUAAUAUUCUGAAUUUUAGGAGUUUCCCAUUAGGAUAUUGGGACAUUUCAAAGCCGAUUAUUUCAUGGAUAUUUCUAGGAUAUUUCAAUUCAAUUCAAGUCAGGUUUAUUAUAAAACACCACUAAAAAAGAAGUCCAGAGACUUAUACUCUUCAGUUGACAUAAAGGGUCAAAAAAUAACUAUUAAAAACAUGAAAUUAAAUUAAUUUAAUAAGCAAAUCAUUGACGGAAUUGGUGAAGUUUCAUAUAUGCGAGUCCUUAUUUUCAGCUGUUCCAAUUGGUAUGAAUUCCUGAGUGUAGUGAAAAAUAUAAGUUAUGCUGAGGUGGCAAGAGAUGGCGAUGCCUAUCAGAUACAAGUAAGGAUUUUGCAAAUUUUCCAAACUUUGGUUAUAAAUUUGAAAUGGUUCUACUUAAGUAAAUGAAAUGGCAUAAUAUCAUUUUCCUUAGGGGCAUCAAGCUUUUCAAACAAAAGCACUAAAUCACUUGGAAUGGGUUUAUCAAUUAGAAAGGCCUCUUGAUAGUCACCGUCAUCUCUGUGUGGCUGGAACUGAACCUAGACAGAAAAUAAAAUUAAUGGCUGUUAAAGUAAUCCUAAAAGCCUAAUUGUUUUUCUAGUUAGUGUAAAACCAAAGUAAAAAAAUGGCCUGGAGAAAUUGCUCUGUAAGUUACAUGUAGUUUCCACAUUGACACAGCUUCAUCAUCUGUUUUAUGUUCAGUGACAUUAAAACUUCUGUAAACAAACUGCAUAGAAUAAUAUAGAACCUAAAAAUACAGAAGAAACUGGAGUUAACAAACAUCUUCAAGUCGAUCCACUGAAGCCAUACAAUACUAGUUCAUAUGUUUAUGUUUACUUGACAGCUUGAUUCCAAAAUGGGACAAUAGAUACAACAGUCAAGGACAUUAAGAAAAUUUUCUGUUUUUGUUUUUGUGCUUUUUGGUUUCUGUACCAAAGUCUUAAUUCUUAUUUGAAACUAGUUUAAGACGGAUAGAUUUGCUUAGAUUUGUAAUGAAGCCAUUUCCUAAAAACAUGGCAAACUAACAAUAUAAUUAUAUGGAACUCCUUGUGCCUUAAAAAGAUCAAAAUAAACCAACCUGGAGUGGUGAACUCUAUCUUCUCGUUGGGCUGCUACCUUGAUGUCUAUAGUGACAGGCAAGAAUAUCCUUCUCACAAAAAAAGACAAAAUGUUUUAAAGACUGUCCACAUUACACACACUUUCACGACUGUUUUUAAAUAAUUUAAAAAUAAUGUCAUUUGAAAGGAACAUACAAGAUAAAUUUGAUUAAUGAAUUUGUAGUGUAACAGGAAUUCUUAAGGAGGUAGAAAUGCACAUCAUUUGGAUUGCAGUAUAAAAACAACUCAUGAUUUGCAUGCGCCUCAAGCAUUUUUCCCUCAGUUUACAAACUAGCCACUUAUUUUCAAGGGGUUCAGUAUUAGACAGUGGUAAGGCUAGCGACUGUUAAUUAGGUUAGAAGUUAGGCUUAAGGUUACCACAAGGAUCAAUGUGUGCAUAAUCUAUUACUUGUACAACAGCAACAUUAUGAAUCAUAUUAUCACAUGAUGAUGAGGCACAGUAAAAGUCACUUUUAAAAUAAAAUUAAUAAACUCUCUCUCUCUCCACAUUUCACAGGUUUUAGAUAACUUCAUCUAUAUAAUAUACAAUCGUUUUUGUUUGAUAGUGACUUUGUCAGUUGGGAAAGCACAGCAUCCCUGAGAAACAGUACAGUUUUGUUUCAUGAACUGACCAUAUUAUUGCUUUGCCAUUUCAUAAUGUUGAAAUUUCGACACAUUGAUUUAUUUCGUUCACAAGACUUUUUAAAGAUGCUCUGUAUCUGAAAAUCUAUGGCAUUUCAGGGGUUGAAGUUUCAUGUGAUGCUACAUUGUAAUAAGUAUGUUAUAUGUGAAAAAGUGAGAAUCGAAAAAUGUAAGCAAUUUGUCGGUUUUUGCCGGU